GGCUGAACGCGGAACUUAUGUUAACCUUAAUUACGCGGUACUUAAGUCGUUUAUCCUCGAUCUGUUUCUUUCUUUUCCAUACUACCCGUUAUCUUAUUCCUAGAAGACACUGAACUUGCUAUUUCUGAAGCUCUAAUGUUAGGUCCUCUCGUUACACUGAAUUGCGGCCUUAAAUGCCCUCAGCUUGGUUUUGGAACCUACACAACGCGAUUGGGCCAAUGCCGUGACUCUGUAUAUGCCGCUUUACAAGCUGGAUACCGUCAUAUUGAUUCUGCGCAAAUGUACCAUAACGAGCGCCAAUGUGGAGAAGCUAUUCAGCAGUUUAUGCAGGACACUUCAACGAAACGUGAAGAAAUCUGGUUUACGACGAAAUUGCAGGAUCUCUCCGGUUACGAGCACACGCGUCGCGCAAUCGAUGGUAGUUUGAAGGAAUGUGGUUUAGGCUAUAUUGAUCUUUUCUUGCUUCACUCUCCCUACGGUGACCGUUUGGGCUGUUGGAAGGCAAUGGAAGAAGCUGUUCAAGAAGGAAAGAUUCGUGCUAUCGGUGUGUCGAACUUCGGUCCUCAUCACAUUCAACAGCUCCUUGAUUCCCAGCCCCAAAUUGUUCCGGCUGUUAAUCAAAUUGAAUUGCAUCCUUUUUGCUCUCAACAAAAAGUCGUUGAGUACUGUCAGCAACACAACAUUGUGCUCGCGGCUUAUGCUCCUUUGGCACAUGGCGAGAAGUUUGGAAGCCGUAAACUGCUAGCUAUUGCUCAUAAGUACAACAAGAAUGAGGCUCAGAUUAUGAUCCGCUUCUUGUUGCAGAAGGGAUUCAUUCCUUUGCCAAAGAGCACCACACCGUCCCGUAUCAAGUCGAAUGGUGAAGUGUUUGACUUUGAACUAACCAAGGAAGAUAUGCAGACAUUGCAAAACCUUGACGAGGAUUACCACUCCGACUGGAACCCUACAAUUUCUCCUCUCUAGGCAGACUAUAACGAUUAUGAACUUUACUUCUUUUAAUGAAUGAAUGAAUGAAUUACUCUUUCCGUA
Molecule: messenger RNA, 1029 nt
Organism: Schizosaccharomyces japonicus yFS275
Lineage: Eukaryota; Fungi; Ascomycota; Schizosaccharomycetes; Schizosaccharomycetales; Schizosaccharomycetaceae
Product: xylose and arabinose reductase
Exons: 3
Coding region: 136-963 (275 amino acids)
Molecular function (GO): oxidoreductase activity
Source: RefSeq, a predicted model, not a curated record